This is a messenger RNA of Gilbertella persicaria, 400 nucleotides long. RefSeq lists its product as uncharacterized. The record is from RefSeq and is a predicted model, not a curated record. NCBI's taxonomy places the organism in Eukaryota, Fungi, Mucoromycota, Mucoromycetes, Mucorales, Choanephoraceae. The transcript has a single exon. Bases 136 to 348 code for a protein of 70 amino acids.
UACAAAUUAAUCUUAUUCACUGUAAACUAAAAGAAGCAUCACUUCCAACUUAUGCUGCUUUACUGGUUACUCUCUUGUUAAUCAUAGACUGUAAGUAUACUCUUCCUACUGAGAAAGACACUUGCUUAAUCCUCAAUGCAUAAUCAAUUGAGAGUGCUUUUUAUUUUAUGCUUUUUUUUCAUGCUUAGAAAAAGUUCAAUUAAAUCAAUUGUAUCAAGAUCUUUCAGUAACAAAUUACCCGAACAUCUGUCAACUUGGUCAAUGCGUCUUUAUCCUUCAAUGAUAAUUCUUGAUCUGUACUACUUUGACACUGUCAACUCCCUACAUAAAAAAAACGUCAUGGCAUGACACAAAUAAUAAAGCCUACUUUCAUGCCUCCGCUUUAAUUUCACACAUUUUU